Paralichthys olivaceus (Japanese flounder) is the source of this 1643-nucleotide messenger RNA. It is a transcript of the gene cist1, whose product is annotated as colon, intestine and stomach enriched 1. The record is from RefSeq and is a predicted model, not a curated record. NCBI's taxonomy places the organism in Eukaryota, Metazoa, Chordata, Actinopteri, Pleuronectiformes, Paralichthyidae.
CAGCAGUGCUGUGGAUUUACAGCAAGAACCGUCCAAACCUGUGGAGGAGAAAACUUAGAAACGCCGUUCAAGGUCAUUCAUUCAAGACAAAAGAAGUCUUCAGCUCUUCAGUCUUGCUGAGCUUGUGUCCACUGCUGCCUCCGAUUUCUUAUUUGAACCCAACAUGGUCCUCUGACGUUGUUGCACAUCUGCCUCAAGCGAUGCACCUCACUCUACUGCUGUCCCUGUUUGCUGUGACCGCCUGUACAGACUCCACCACUUCCUCUACAACACAGCUGGUAGCAAGGUCAACCACAAGUCGUGCACGUCUCACAAGUUCGACUGUGGGAAAAACAAACCAUGUCAUUUCACCAACCACCAACAACCCAUCACAGCAGGUCACCACUGCAGUCACCUCAGGGAAAACGUCAUCACCACCCUCAACUUCAUCACAAACACCAAAUAGGACUGAGGAAACCGACACCAGCCGUCCUACUGAGACACCAGUGAUCAACCAGACGUCCACCGAGACACCUAAAACCAACCAGACGUCCACUGGGAUACCAGUAACAAACCAGGCAGUUUCCAAUGGAUCGACAAUCCCACCAACAUCAGGAUCACCAAACAUCACCGUAAACACCACUGUUAACACAACCAGCCCAGCUCUUUCACAGGAGAAGGAAAAAGGUAGCUUGGCAACAAACCCUGGCCUCGUCGCCAUCAUCUGCAUCUUCUGUAUCAUCCUCGUCCUCACGCUGGUGGUUGCCACCGUGAAAUGUACCUCGCCAUCAAGGAACAAUUUUGAGAGGCUUGAAGAUGUGCCUAUGGGCAAAGUCAAUGAAGGGUCUCCGUUUGCCCACUACUCAAAAUGACAGAAGAGACUUCAGACACCGAUGUCCAGGAGGAGAGUGGUCAGCUGCGAGAGUCUGAUGCUUCUGAACACAAACAAAUAUCCACUUCAGCAGUGACUCUGACUUUAGGCACAAAAGAAAAAGACAGCUUGUGCGGUUUUCUCUCUCAGGCCCUUUCAUUUCUUUAUAAAGCACUUUUGUCUGUACUUCUGCCAAAGAGCUUUGACCUCUGACCUGUUUGCCUUGCUGCUCAUGUUUCUGCUGAUUUAAGCUCCCAGAGGUAAAGGUAAAGAUUGGUGAUAUAUGUCCCUUUAAGAACUUAAAAUCAAUUAUUGCACUCUCACAUUUAUAACAAGGGAUGUUAUGCUGCAAGUAUAUAUAGGUUUUCAUAAUGAUUUUGGAAACCAAAAGCUUGGUAUGCUCACCCUGCAAAUUCAAAUAACAUUGUUUUUUAUUAACUGUGACUCAUCUGUUAAUGUGUAAUUCUGGCCAGUUAUAUUAUUUCAACCUUUAUGUAAAAAAUGUCUUCAUCACACGUAGUGGUGAUUCAGAUGAUAUUUUUCCACAAUCAUAUCCAGGUGGCAAAGCUGCUCUUGUUCAUUUAAUUAAAUUAAAUUAACUUCAAACCACGUCAAACAUACAGCUUGUACUGCUGACACAGACUUCCACUAGUCAAGAAUAAAUGUUCUAAUUACUGUGUCUAUGCUUGGUGACUGCACUAAAUUCACCUUUGCCCCAGCAUCCUCUGUGUGCAUUGAUCACUCGGAUGUUAUGUACAUGUACUGUGAUUAUUUCAAUGAAAUAAAAUGAAUA